Messenger RNA from Xenia sp. Carnegie-2017, 1066 nucleotides. RefSeq lists its product as uncharacterized. The coding region runs from base 90 to 896 and encodes 268 amino acids. The transcript is spliced from 6 exons. NCBI's taxonomy places the organism in Eukaryota, Metazoa, Cnidaria, Anthozoa, Malacalcyonacea, Xeniidae. The record is from RefSeq and is a predicted model, not a curated record.
CAUGUUGUGUGUUCAUUAAAGUGUUGUAGCUGUACGUAUUGUAUGUGGGUCAAAUAAAGUGUCAUUUACACAUCGGAUUUUCGUAGCAUAUGAGAAUAUAUCCAUUUGAAGGCGUAUUUCUGCAGUUGCCUUUUUGUGUGCGUUUUUCAAACAAAGACGUAAAGACAAUAAAAGAACAAAAGCACUUGAAGUCAUUAACCUGUUUUGCCGUGUUCACCCAGUUUAGAUGCAUUAAUUUUGCUUCGGCGCUUUGUCUAAACAGAGGUGUAUAUCUGCAGUCGCCUUAUUGUGUCCGUUUUUCAAUUAACAAAAAAACAAAGAGCUUUACUGUAUAUCCUUGGAUCUAUGCAAUGAUGAGUUUAAUGAUAUGGUGGUUAUUGUGGCUGUUAUUUGGUCAAGGAUUCACAAUGAAAAUGGGUUGGAAUGAAGAACUUGAGUUUUGUGAGGAAGAAUGGAAGAAAUUUGUGGCGGACAAAAUUGAAAUCGAUUCGAAAUGCAACAAUACUCGUACACGUUGUUGUGUUGAGGAGAAGAAAUAUCUUUUGGAGCGAUUUAAAAUGUUUAGUGAAAUAUGUCCACUCGAAGGGACAUGUGGAUGCAGCCCGUUUAUUUUAAACUUUACUGUUUUGUCACACAUCUAUCAUGAUUAUAAUCGUCUUUUACGAAAAGCUAUAUUCGAAAAGGGGAAAGAACCAGGAAACUUCACGUGUUCACAUAAGUACAUAAAUGAAAGAGUAGAAGAGUAUGAUCCUAUAGGUUGGACUUACUUUAAAAUCGGACAAUACGAAAUCCCUUACAACAAGUAUGUUGUAUACGGUGGAAAAAAUUACACUUGUUAUGUUGUCUUUAACGUUAGCAAAAAACCACAAGGUACGUGCAAGGGCAGUUCAUUUUAGUUUCUCCUGUGUCAGUUUAAUUUAUAGUACACCAAUUUGAUUAUAAUGCUUUAUAUUCAACUUUGCUCAAAUCCAUACGACACUUUGACCUAUAUUUAAUUCAUCAUGUACGUAUACUCUUAAGUCAAUUUCUUUGCAGUUGCAAAGCUAAUAGAAUACACCCCGGAACA